Sclerotinia sclerotiorum 1980 UF-70 is the source of this 963-nucleotide messenger RNA. RefSeq lists its product as hypothetical. The coding region runs from base 1 to 963 and encodes 320 amino acids. The transcript has 2 exons. NCBI's taxonomy places the organism in Eukaryota, Fungi, Ascomycota, Leotiomycetes, Helotiales, Sclerotiniaceae. The record is from RefSeq and is a predicted model, not a curated record.
AUGGCUACUGCUUCCGUCAAAAGAAGCGCAAGUACGGACAGUAAAAGGUCACACUCGGGGCACCGCUAUGAAAAAGUUGCUGCCAAACUCCGAGAUCCUCGUUUGCAGCGAGAACGAUGUAGUCCGGGUGCUUCACAACUUCGGCCUCCUACCCGACCUAUUUUGCAGUACCAUCAACGGACACCCACCGCAAUGAAAACACCAAUCCCAUGUUUUCCACCUCCGUCGCCGCCUGUUGAUAUUUACGUCGCUCCGACCAUGGAACGAACGCUUUCCGGACAUUCGAUAGUCUCGGAUCACAAUAUUUCAAUGCCUCCUCCUGUUAUCCACGACCACACAAUAUUGAGUGACGAUCAAGCUGCGAAUCUCAUCGAACAUCACUUUCGAUACGACCCACCUCCAGAUCAUUAUUACUUGGAGGUCGAACUCCAAAAUCUUCUCCUCAAAGCUCAUUUAUCCGAUCGUGCAAUAGACCGUAUCAUCUACCUAGUCGAUACAAUAUUUUUCCACAAUUCACUCCACAACCGCGUCCGUCUCUCUUGUUCAUUGUUAUUUAUUUGUAAAAUGUGGGCUGGGGAAGCUAAACAGAUGGGGGGUCACACGGACGGGUUUCAUCGUGUCGUAGGAGUUAUCGAUGCGUGGGUGGAGAGGUGGAUCGGAAGAGAUUGGCUGAGAUUGUGUAGUAUGAGGGCGAAUUUGGAAUUUUUUAGAGUGCACACGGAGGUUUGCGUACCGCUAAGUCGGGGAGUAGGCGAGGAGCGGAGAACGAGCGCAUGGGAAGAUAAUGGGAAUGGGAAUGGAAAUGGGGAGGUGAGAGAGAGGGAGAGAUCGUGGGGAAUACAUCACCAUGGACAUCAUCGCCAUUCGGGAUGCGGACAGAGUCCUGGACCGGGAACGGAACGCGCCUUGAGGUUUUCGCGUGAUUUUAUCCCAUAUGUUGGUGAUGAGGAGGGAUUUCGAUAA